Molecule: messenger RNA, 902 nt
Organism: Trachymyrmex cornetzi
Lineage: Eukaryota; Metazoa; Arthropoda; Insecta; Hymenoptera; Formicidae
Exons: 4
Coding region: 20-802 (260 amino acids)
Source: RefSeq, a predicted model, not a curated record
CGCGUUGCAGAUUUAGAUAAUGGCCUUCCAAUUGGACGAUUUACUGAAGGAUGAUAAAAAAGAUGCGAAUUUGAUACCCGAUUUAAGUAAAGCAACUUGCAAUUCUUACGAGGAAUUCCGGCGACUCAAGGAAAAUUGUCCGGAGUUUAAGAUCAAACCAGAAAAGGUAAAAAAAGAAGAUACGAAGGUUCGCGACAAAGAAUUUUCUUGCAAAGCGACCAAAAAGGAACUCAAAAACAUCGGCAGGGAAUGGGCUUACGGAGAUCCAGUUCCACCAGAUAUGAGGAGCUUGGAUCUGCAGGAGCUGCAACAAGUCGCUAUCGAUUGGCGAAUGCUGACUCCGAUCAGACCAAAGCUUCGCCAAGAUGAAGAGAUGUUCUCGAGAUUGGUGGAGAUGGGUAAAUUAGAGGCGAAGACUAUAGCGAAAGAACGCCGCUCGCCAACGAGCCCUAUUAGACGAAGUAAAAAUCGUGCAGGGAUAAUUGAAAGCAGCGUGAAAACCUGCAAAGAAUGCGGCGAGGAGUAUUGUUUCGGCGAAUUUUGUGGGGACGUUCCCAUAAUCGCCAACAUGGAUCGUAAGAAAAGGAAAAGAAAAAAAGGAAGGAAAAGAGUUAAAAGCAAGAGCAGAACGUCCAAGAAAUCCGCCAGGCUAUUGGUCAACAACAAAACAAGAAGAUCAAUAACGGAAUCUGAAAACAAAAUUGUUAAAGCAAGAAAUAACGGAGAACAAGGAGAGAAACCGGUGAAACAAUUUAAAAGAAAAUGUAGCAAAUACGCUAAGAAAGGCCAUUUACGCAAAUAAAAAGAAUUAUGAUAUUAGGCUAUAGUUUUGUAGUCAAAAUCUGAUUGAGUUUGCUGCCAAUUUGCACGCAAACAUUUUGUUGUGAAGAUAAGAUAAUUGA